AGCACAGUGUUCAAUUUGCAAUUUUUAAGGGCAUUUUGGCGCCUUUUCGGUUUUCAUGCUACCCAACUUUCACUCAGGAGAUACCACACUUGAGUAUACAGUGUUCAAUACGUAGGGCAAAACCUAAUUUGAAAGUUUCAUUAUAGUGUAAACCUGGUACACGGUUCAUGGCCAAGAAGUAAACGCUAUCAAGUAAACGCUUGAAACUAUCGAUAUCCCGCGCUCCGUUCACAAGUACCCCCUCACCGGCCGGUAAAGUAAACAAUAUGGCCUACCGCGAAAAGAAGACAACGCAGCGGUCAGCACGAGCUAGAAAACAUUGUUCAAUGGUUGGGUGUUCCCAUAAUCGAGAGAAUUGUCCAAGCGAUGGGUUCUUCUGUUUCCCGAAGAAGUCGGAGAAGCGACUCCAGUUGUGGAUAACUUUGUCGGGACGGUCUGAUAAGCGCAGGAAUGAUGGUUCGCUGUGGAAACCAAACAGAUACUCCAGACUCUGUGCCUGCCACUUCGAAGAUGGGAAGAAGCAUAACGAGCCAACACUGAAGACUGCGGCCGACUAUUCUGAGCUGAUAGCUGAACACAAGAGGGACGCCAGUGCACCAUGUCCGUUGGCAUCGGCAGAUCACAAUUACUCCAGGAGCUGUCAGCAAAUAAAGAAGGCGGCUGCCAAAACGCACGUACACUUAGGAACUCAGGUCACUUUUCCUGAGGAGGAUUCCUGUACGUGUGUUGGAGCGCAUGCUCAAGUGUACGUCCACACGAUGUUCUGUUGCAGGGAUGGAGUAGAUGUGGGCAUACAGACAUCAUUCCACAGAGAUCCUUGCAGUGACCACACGGAGACAAGAGACCAAUGUGUUGGACCCGACGCCAGACCAGGGAAACCAGAGUGUACAGGGUUUCGUGGAUGGGACGGGACGGAAGGAGCCAAGGACAGUCUCCAAGACAUGACGGGCGUGCCGCCAAGUGUGUUUGACCUCCUGCUCUCCCUGCUGCCGCCAAGGUCAAAAGGGAUGUGCUUGGAGAAUUGUUUAAUUUUGUUUCUUAUGAAAUUGCGAUUUGGCUUGCCGUUUUCAUUAUUGGCAGUGAUGUUCUCCGUGUCUAGAACAACAGCUUCAAGAACCUUCCAGGUUGUGCUUGAGAGCCUGUCCAAAGCCACACACGACUGGAUUCUUUGGCCGUCGUCAGCAACAAUCAGAUCUAUGCUACCCUCGUGUUUUUCUGCGUAUCCCAAUGCCCGGUGCAUAAUUGACUGUUUUGAAUUUAAAACAGAGAGACCGCCAACCGUGAAAAGUCAGUUUUUAAUGUAUUCCAGUGACAAAGGGACAUACACCUGCAAAGUUUUGGUCGGUAUAUCUCCACAUGGUUUGAUUUCUUUCUUGUCCCAAACAUAUUCUGGUCGAACAACGGACAGUCAAGUCAUAAUACAAUCCGGAUUUUUAGAUGUACUUGAGCCAGGUGAUGUUAUCGUCGCAGACGAAGGUUUUCCAGAAAUCCAGACAGAAAUUGCUGGAAAACAGGCAAUUGUUGUCAUGCCACCAUUUGCUGUUCCUCACAAAGACUUAAAGUCUGCUUAUAGCAUUUCUUCAGUAAGAGUCCAUGUAGAGCGAGUCAUUCAAAGACUUAGAAGUUAUAGCAUUCUCAAUGGUACCUUUCCCAAUGAGCUACUGCCACACGUAAAUAAUAUUGUUCACAUGUGUGCUGUGUUAGCAAACCUGCAAAGUCCUGUGACGAAAGAUUGAGACAUUGCUUUGUUGAAUUAAGUCAAUGCAUACAGUUUAUUGUACUCUGGAAAGCUACAUUUGGUUGCAAAAAUCAAGUAUGUUUUAAGCCUUAAACGAUUAACUUGUCCAAAAAAACAAAAAAAAAACGCACACAAAAACAUACAACAUGUAGGAUUAAAACAACAACAUGGAUGACAAUUUA
Patiria miniata (bat star) is the source of this 1920-nucleotide messenger RNA. RefSeq lists its product as uncharacterized. Bases 267 to 1736 code for a protein of 489 amino acids. The record is from RefSeq and is a predicted model, not a curated record. Lineage: Eukaryota; Metazoa; Echinodermata; Asteroidea; Valvatida; Asterinidae. The transcript has 3 exons.